This is a messenger RNA of Musca vetustissima, 6067 nucleotides long. It is a transcript of the gene enc, whose product is annotated as protein encore. The coding region runs from base 36 to 5969 and encodes 1977 amino acids. NCBI's taxonomy places the organism in Eukaryota, Metazoa, Arthropoda, Insecta, Diptera, Muscidae. Gene Ontology annotation, molecular function: nucleic acid binding. The transcript is spliced from 15 exons. The record is from RefSeq and is a predicted model, not a curated record.
UUUUUCAGAUAAAAUAAAAUACAUUAACUGUGAUUAUGAGUUCCACAAAGUCUCAAGUAGCCGUGGCUACAAAUAUUCCAAACAUGUCCUCAUCCAAUCAGGCCCAACAACAAAAGGAAUACAAUAGCGAAGAGUCAUUGGGCAGGCAAAACAGUUUUGGAAUGAAUCGAAGGGGUACCAUGAAGGGAAAACAUUUGACACGGAGUCAUGCCAUGCGAGAGGCUACAUCACCACCGCGAACUCCCACACCCAGAACAUCUGAGUCUUCUUCGCAGCCGCAAUUGUCACCGAAUGGAUACCAGCAACAGCAUCACCACAUAGAUGUUGGUGAACCGAAUAGCAAUAACAACAAUAAAUUGCAUACACAAUCAUCAACAAGAGGCAAUUCCCCAAUAGUAGAUACACCAUCUGUGAUUGUAACUAGUCAACACAAACAGCAACAGUUAUCCCAACAAACGCAGCAGCAGCAACAACAUACCAAUGUUGCCCUCUGCAAUGAAACAGAGUUUCCAAAAUUAACUCCUCCUAAAUCCAAAGGCGGUGGAGGCGCUGGCACUUCUGGAGGAGCAGCAUCCAAUUGUGGUCACAACAGCAACAACGGGCAACAACAACUGCCACCAAACCAACGUUCUAAUAGUCUAACUAAUAAUAAUAACAACAACAACAAUAGUGAAGGAAAUGCGGGCAACAACAAAAAGUCUAAUGGCGAAGUAUCGGGACUUAACGAUACGCACAAUAAGGCCACGAGCAAUUCAAAUUCUGCCUCUGUGUCCAAUAAGAGUUACAGUCAACCCCAGCAACAGUCAUAUAACGCAGGUAGUGCUUUACAAAAAGCUUUAAAGAUAACGGACAGCUCCCAGCCGUCGCAGCAACAGCAUGGCUCAUCCUCACAAACCAAUAGCGUCUAUAAUUCACCAAUGAAUUAUCAAAUGCACCCCAACGAUGGAGGUCACAACCAGCAGCAACAGCAGGCGACGUCGUACAUUGUCUACGAUAAGGAGAAUCGCUGUCCGCGCAACGAUAGUCAAAAUAGUGUGAAUUCUAGCGAAGAUAUGCAUUACAUGGACUCGCAGCAACCGCACUCACAGCAACAUCACAGCCAGCAACAUCAACAGCAGCAACAAUCCCAACAUCAUCAACAACGUACCGGUGGAAAUAAAAAGCAUCGCACCAAUUCUAAUUCGAAAGGAUCAAAGCCGCGUUUGAAAAAUAUUAGCGGUGGUGGAUCCAGUGGAGGUAAUAACUCAAACACCAGUGGUAGUUGUGGUGCUGGUGGCGGUGGUCCAAGUGGAGGGGGCAGCAUGGAUGGCAGCUUGAACAGUAGCAACAACACAUCCGGAUUUAUUUCAAGAGAAAAUUCCAACGAACAGUACACAGAUCACGGCGGCACCGAUCUGCUCAGUUUCUUUAAAGAGACGUUGAACAAAAAUGUUAAAGAUCGUCAGUUUCUGCUGAAGGUCGAGAAGGACCUUAUUGAAUUUGUGCAGGAAGGAGGACGGGGCGAAAUACGAUUUCCUCAAGCAUCGUCGUACAAUCGUAUGUUGAUACAUCGAACUGCAGCCUUUUUUGGCAUGGAACAUAAUGUCGACACCGAAACGCAACAGUGCGUCAUUGUGGCACCGACUAAAAACACUCGCAUACCGGAUAUACGAUUUAAAACGCUGGUCAUACACAAUCGUGACGAUUCACGGAAGUCUAUAUUAAAGCGGGACACGCACAGUUUCGAUGAGGCACGACAAAGUAGCUACUUAUGUCCAGAUCGUGGUAUGUUGGACCGCAAGGCAAAGAGUUUUGAGGAACGUGAGGAAGACUAUGACCGUGCUCGUUCUCGUAUUUUUAAUCGAAGUCAGAAUGAGGCUUGUGGUGGCAGCACGGAUGAGGAUAACAAUUAUAUCAGCUGGACAAGUUCAGUCGAACAGCAGCAAUUUUCUCGUGGCCGUUCGAGUGGAAAAGUACUCAAGAUACAAAACUCUCCCGAUGGUCGUUCUGGGAGUGUGGCGACAAAGGGAAAUAAUUAUAAUAAUUAUGGACCUUCUCAGAGCGGUGCUCCUCCGUUGAUGCGAGGCGAUUCUGCUAACUCUAAUAAAGGAAACAGUGGAGGUAACAAUCGAAUCUUCUCCAAGCAAGAAUCAAUAGGAAGUGCAAGUACAUCAUGGAGACUGUCGCCCUCGAGUAGUGGCUAUAAAACACGAACACAAUCGGUUCAGUCCGAUUCGGUCAUACCAUCGCCCACCGAUGUUUAUGGCGGCAAUGAUGAACAGCAUAUGCCACAACAUUCUUCAGUCAUCACGAAUAGGGAGAACAUUGAUGCUACAAAAUCCCUGCCCUCUUGUGGACUUGUUUGGGCUGUUACAGAUAUUUCAAAUGUGCCGAAAGGCAGUGUUUUGAUCAAUCCACAAACCCUACAACCAAUCUUAAAUGCAGACGGUACUGUCUAUCAUUUUGACCCGUCCAAUCCACCACCAAAUCAAGCCAUGCCUGUUGGUGGUAACAAUGGUAGCGGCAGUUCCAAUUCCACCAUAUACCAUUCGACGCAGAGUAUCUCUUCUCCACAACAGCAUGCUAUGCAAAGUACUGUAAAGAAGCCAAACAAGGGUUACCAGAUGGCGUCGCAACAGCAGCACCAACAAUGUCAACAGCAAUUCAGUCCUAUGGAUGCAACACCGCCUCCUGUUGCUGUGGAGGCUGUAUCCGAGUCGUCAACACAAACGGUAAAUGAAGGCGAUGAUGCGAUUGGCAAGAAUUUGGACGCUAUCAAUUACAAUGACGGUGGUGAUGCAUCCAAUAAAGAUGAUAACGAUGAAUGUGAUAAUUCGGCUAAUGGCUGUCUCAGUAUAACUACCACAACAUCAACGAAGAACUACGACCGUAUUGAAGUCCAGAAGUUCAAGAACCAAGCUACAAGUCCUAAUAUUCCCAUAAGUGAGCAGGAAGAUCUUUCCAAGUUUGAGAAUUCAAGCCAAACGCCCAGAAAUGUUGUGACUCCAACCCAACAACAAACGCAUCCACACCACCAACAACAGCAAACUCAGAACCGUGAAACACCCGUUUCGGCACGCUCUACUCCGUUUAGCAAUAACGACACAUUGACCAAACGGUCUUCCGAGGAACCUAGAACUAGUUGGACCCAAAGCUACCAGGCUCCUGAUGGUUCUACAGUAUUUCACACAAAUACUCCGAGUGGAAGUAAUCCAUAUUGUACUACCACAUAUCAGCAAGGGCCCGAUGGAAGCAUUUAUGCUGUACCACAGGGAAUGAUCUACGCUUAUCCACCGCCUGUGGAAGGAGAGUUUCAAGGAUAUUUAAUGCCUGUAUUCGAUCCUACACAGCAGCGGGGAGAAUCUGCAGGUAUUUUACCACCCGGAACGCAGACAAUAUAUCCGACUGGUGGUACCACGACGAUGGUACCAGUAGCCGCUUAUCCAACUGCCCAGUUUACAACAACAAAUGGCACUCCUAUUUAUCCUGGCCAAGUGAUAUACUCCGGAGAACAGUUUCAGGCGGCAGCGGCACCACUUCCCGCUGCGGCGCCAGCUUCAACAACAGGUCAACUGCAGCAAAUACCAAUGACAACAUAUCCAAUUGGAUAUCCUUACCCAUAUAACGGAUACUGGGGCCAAACCAUGACAUACUAUGUACCUCAACAAGCAGUACCCGCCACAUCACUGUUAACUUCACAGGCUCCACCACAAGCUGCGCCUGCUAAUGGUGCUCACGUCGCAGGCGGCGUGAAUGUAUCAGGACCUAGUGGACUCAAUUCGACGGCUGGACCGUCAAUCAGUUCUUCAAAUGUUAGUAGUACACAAGGAAGUAGUGGUGGAUGCCCUCAGAAUGCUAAUCUUCAAAAUGGACCAGCGCCGAAUUGCUAUCAACAGCACGUCAACACCGGCUCCGCUAUGACUAGUGGUGGAAACAAUCACAACAGCGGUACUACAUACUACGGCACAGGCCGUAUAAAACGACCCAAUCCCUCACACUUCUCCAGCAGUGGAGUAAGCGGUGGUCCACAGGUGUUGACAGCUACCGCAUUGCCGAAUGGGGUCAGUGCAACGACAUAUCAAUUGGGCCCAGUACCCACACUGACAUUAGCAGCGACAGCACCACCGGCAGCAGCUACCGGAACACCAACUACUUCAGAUUUAAGCACUGGCGGUGCGACUUCGGCAACAGCAACAAUGUAUGCUUUACCACAACAUGCGACAAUUUUUCCGGCUAACAUGUUCCCAUAUGCUGCUAACGCGACGCCAGCACUAGGUCCGCAGUCUGCGGCGGGAAUGGCACAGCAAGCUGCGAUUCUUUCUCAGCACAGCAACCCACAAAUACAAGCUCAUGCUACUGGCACUUCAGCAGGAGCCAUACACACUACUCAUCAUUCUAAUACUGUGAUUACGCCGUUUUAUGCCACAACUCACCAUUCGAACCCACAUGCGGCCAUACCGACGGGAACUCAUGCAAUACACGGUCCAGGUCCGGCUGCAAUACCAAUAGUGGAUCCGGCAUCGCUUAUAAAUGCAGCACAAAAUGGAAGUGGAAAUCCCACCUAUAUGACAAGGGGCGGGAGCGCAGGAAUCGCCGUAGGCACGAGUAAUAAUAGUACCUCGCAAUCGGCACCCAGCACACCACACUCAAUACCCUCGGUGCAGCUUCACUCUCAGCGUAACCCUCCUGUAUUUUCAACACCUCCCAUAAUGAAUAACAAUGCGGCACACUACAGCAGCGCCAGUUCGACUCCACAUUUCUAUGUGGAUCAGAAUCAACAAUCCGGUAGUGGAAAUAGCAAUAGUCCCCAUACCUCGUAUCCUUCAAAUACGUACGAGAAGAGAAACAAUGGCAAUGGUAGCGGAGGUGGAAAGAAAACAAUUGCCUACCAAAGCGCAAGUUUAAGUCGUCAAAAUUCAACAAACACGGGUGGGUACAAUAGUAAUGGAGGUGGUGGCGGUGGUACCAAGCCACCGUCUUUGUUGGGCAAUAACAAUAACAACGAUACCCGAGCAUCGCCAGGCAGCAGUAGCACAAACUCUAGGGCACAUUCGAUUAAACGAUCUGGUGGUAGUAGUGUCAACGAGAAACCCCAAACCCCCCUAUUAAGUGGCCCACCCAGUUAUCCCGGGAGUGCAAACGUGAAUAAUAACAAUUUUGCGACUACGACAAAUGUUGAAAUGACACCGAGUACAGUUCCAAUAGUUAACGUUGCGAAGCCUCCAAUACGACUAAAUGCAGCAGCAGCGGCAUUCCGUCACAAGGGAUCUGUUUCGAACAGCGCAGGUGGUGGAGGUGUUGUGGAAUCUCGGCGAAAUCCGGCUUCUCAACGCAAUUCACCAAGCACAAACGCGAGCAGCAGCAAUGACAAUAGCAACAAUAAUUCACCAAACAGUAUACAUAAUUCUUCCAACGCUGCCACUCCGAUUGCAGCCAGCUGCUAUGCCGCACCCUCAUAUAUGAUAAAUGCUCAGAACAAUGGUGGUGAAGCUGCUCUUACUCAUCACCCGCCACCACCACCGCCAUCGCUGUACAUAACAACUGCACGAGGGCCUGCACACAUUCCACCACAUUUGCAAACAGCAGCAACAACUGCAGGUGGGGCAGCUACUGCCACAGCUGCAAUGCCCCAACAGGCGACCACAGCCGUUUUAGGAGGUGCAGCAGCGGCCGCGGCAGCAGCCGACGUCGCGAAUGCAGCAGCAGUAGCUGCUGCUGCUGCAACAGUUGCUCACCAUCACCAUCCUCAGCCAUUAUUGGGUACAUACAACCCGGGAGCAUCCGGAUUGUACUUUAAAUAUGGUCAUACAUAUUUUGCCCACCCUUCCGUAGCUUUACCAAAUAGUCGUCGCUCUCCAUCGACAGAUUUAAGACCUCCCAUUGCACAGGUAGCGGGCAUGUACCCAGCAAUGAACAUGAUGAUACCAGCCCAGCCUCGGCAUCCAGGUCGCCAUCCCAAUCCCAACUACAAAGGGACACGACCCCGUUGAUAUUCCCGGUUGAAUUGAUGGCAUGACCACAACAAAAGAGUAAACACAAUGAUGCUAUACCAAAAACCUUAAAUUAGAAUAAGUUAAAACGACAACAA